AUGUAUUUGUCCACCUUCCUUCGUUUCUUCGUCCUCGCCGCCCCAAUCCUCGCAGCCCCAGCCCUGCCAAAUUCACCCGCCGGUACAGAAGCCUCCCUGACCGUGCGCGAAUUCGUCGAUGAUACGGCACCUCUCGUUGCCCGCGAUCCUCACGAGGGGACUGCUAUUCUCGCUCCCCGCGGCUCCCGAUCGAAGUCCUCGUCCCGUUCAAAAAGCAGCAAAAGCUCAAAGGCCGGCAAAGUCGCUGGUAAAGCCGCCAAGGCCGCAGCCAAAAAGGGCAAAAAGGGCAAAAAGAACAAGUGCGACAAGUCCAAGGCCGAAUCCAAGCAUCGCGGGAUUCUGUAUCGUUUCUUCCAUAGGAGCCGUAAGACCGCGGAUGAGACCGACUGCCCUGCAGAAGAGAAUCAAGAGAGGCAUUAA
This is a messenger RNA of Pyricularia grisea, 420 nucleotides long. RefSeq lists its product as uncharacterized. Bases 1 to 420 code for a protein of 139 amino acids. The record is from RefSeq and is a predicted model, not a curated record. The transcript has a single exon. NCBI's taxonomy places the organism in Eukaryota, Fungi, Ascomycota, Sordariomycetes, Magnaporthales, Pyriculariaceae.